AUGAACCCAUCAGACGAUGCACCAAGCUCCCCGAGACCAGCAUCUCAGUUUUCUAGCCAGACAGAGCCAGAGCCUGGAUUCCUCCGCAUAUCCCUUCCACCCGUUUCUCAUUUCCUUUUCGAAGAUAUUUCUGAUAGCCAAACUACAACUACUCCUAUUGGAAGCCUGGCAGAAGCUCUGAACUCAACACUGCCCAUAUAUCUUCCACAGCUCCGAGGGCCUUUGAGAGACCCAGAACAAGCGCGUCUGCUGACUGUCUACACGGAGCACUUAAGCGGAUGGUUGGCAUUGAACGAUCCGAGACACCACUUCUCAGCCUCCGUACCUCAGUUGGCCAUGAAAUGCCCCAUGCUCCUUGACGCAAUCUUUGCAUUCUCGGCGCGAUAUUUGAGCCGCUCCGACCAAAAUAUCAGCGCUCUCAUGGCAGAUGAAUAUCAUUAUAGUUGCGUUUGUCGGCUUAUUGCCGCAUUGAAAGAUAUUGCAUGUGCGUCCGAGAGUGCAUUGGCGCUGUCGACGGUCAUUCUACGAAUGCAUGAGAUGCUUAGCGAUCGCAAUGCUGAGGUCGACCUGCAGCGUCAUUUGAGAGGCUCCCUAUCUCUGUUCAGCCAUAAUGCAAAUAAAUUUGGCCCAGGAAGCCUCAAGCACACUGCCUUCUGGACAUAUGUCCGCCAGGAGAUCCUAACCGCUCUUCGCGGCUGUUCCCCAACCAACAUUGAUACGUCGGAUAAGACAUAUUACGUCGUUUUUGACGGAGAUACGGACGAUGAUUGGACGAAUAACAUCAUUUGGCUCACCGCACGAGUAAUCAACCACUACUUUGAUUCAUCCGUGUCUACAACAGCGUCUGUCCAUCAAGAGAUGCUGGUCACUCUUGUCAAUAACUGGCAGGAGAGGCUCCCUGAUACCUUUAACCCGCUCUCCGCGGUUAUAGAUGAUCAUCCAUUCCCGGCGAUCACAUACACAUGCAUUUGGCACAAUGUGGCAAUGCAAUUCUUUCAUCUUUGCAAAGUCAUUUUUAUCACUUCUAAUCGAUCCGGUGAAGCGAACCCGGAGAGUGUGGAUACUGCAGACGCUGUCAAGCAUAUUAUUCAGAUCUGCGGAAUUGUUCGUGGACUGUUUUCGUAUAAAGAGUGUCGAUACCCCGGGGCUUUGGUGAAUGCUGCGGAAAUAUUGGCAUAUUGUGGCCGUACACUAAGAGGUAACAAAUCCCAGUCGUACCUAUUGGAUCUACUACAUCGCAUCGAAGCUGAGACGACAUGGGAUGUAACCGAAACAGUUGAGAAGCUCAAGGAGACAUGGAGUGGGGUUCCCAGGUGA
Molecule: messenger RNA, 1317 nt
Organism: Trichoderma aggressivum f. europaeum
Lineage: Eukaryota; Fungi; Ascomycota; Sordariomycetes; Hypocreales; Hypocreaceae
Product: transcriptional regulator family: Fungal Specific TF
Exons: 6
Coding region: 1-1317 (438 amino acids)
Biological process (GO): positive regulation of transcription by RNA polymerase II
Cellular component (GO): nucleus
Molecular function (GO): DNA-binding transcription factor activity; transcription cis-regulatory region binding
Source: RefSeq, a predicted model, not a curated record